This is a messenger RNA of Cuscuta campestris, 1208 nucleotides long. Lineage: Eukaryota; Viridiplantae; Streptophyta; Magnoliopsida; Solanales; Convolvulaceae. The record is from the annotation of a GenBank genome assembly.
AUCCUUCAUACAUACUCCGUAAUUCAUAGCCUCCCACCUCAACUCCCUCCUAUAUAUACUUCCCACCCACUUUGAUCCCUCAUCAUCCAAAACCCCACAAAGAAAAAAAGGCCUCUCUAGCUUCCCAUUUCUUCUCCCCCACCAUAAUUGUCCUAAAAAAGCAUGGGCACUCCCAAAAGCAUUGGGCACCCCUCCAAAACCCUUCUUCUGCUCUUUCCUGCAAUCUUGCUUGUUGGCCUUUCCAUGGUGUGCCAUGCCGGGAAUUUCGACCAGGAUUUCGACUUGACUUGGGGCGAAAACCGGGCCAAGAUUUUGGAGAAAGGGCAGCUUCUCACCCUGUCUCUGGACAGGGGCUCUGGCUCCGGUUUUCAGUCCAAGAAAGAGUAUCUCUUUGGUAGGAUUGAUAUGCAAGUCAAGCUUGUUGCUGGCAACUCUGCUGGCACUGUCACUGCAUACUAUCUAUCAUCACAAGGGGCAGCACAUGAUGAAAUAGACUUUGAGUUCUUGGGGAAUGUGAGUGGUGAGCCAUACACUCUACACACAAAUGUUUUUGCACAAGGGAAAGGUGGGAGGGAACAGCAGUUCAAACUCUGGUUUGACCCAACCACCAACUUCCACACUUACUCCAUCAUUUGGAAGCCCCAACACAUCAUCUUCAUGGUGGACAACACGCCGAUAAGGGUGUUCAGGAACGCGGAGUCAGUCGGGGUCCCGUUCCCGAAGAGCCAGCCGAUGAAGAUCUACUCGAGCCUGUGGAACGCGGACGACUGGGCCACGAGGGGGGGCCUGGUCAAGACCGACUGGUCCCACGCCCCCUUCACCGCCUACUACCGAAACUUCAACGCCCAGCCCCUCACCGCCGCCACCGGCUACCGAGGCGGCGGAGCAGGGUGGCAGAACCAGGCGGAGCUGGACGCGUACGGGCGGAGGAGGCUGAGGUGGGUCCAGAAGAACUUCAUGAUCUAUAAUUACUGCACCGACUCCAAACGCUUCCCUCAGGGCUUCCCUCCCGAGUGCUAAUUUAUAUAUAUAUGUUAAUUACUCCGUGUAUUAUUCAAACGUCACAAAUAAAUAAAUCUCUCUUUUAAAAUGUUUGUUGUUCACUCUCAUCCCACAUCUUGUUGUUGUUAUAAAAUCUAAUGUCCUACUCUUUCUAUCUCAAAAAAAAAACAUUGGCUCAAAAAAUGCAAUAAUUUUUAAUUAUUUAU